GCCAACACCCAGACACAACUCCAGCUCUCUGCCAACACCCAGACACAACUCCAGCUCUCUGCCAACACCCAGACACAACGCCAGCUCUCUGCCAACACUCAUCAUCAACGCCAGCUCUCUGCCAACACCUCGGCACAGCAACAACUCUCUGCCAACACCCAGACACAACGCCAGCUCUCUGACAACUCUCUUCCACAUCAACAAUUCUCUGCCAACACCCAGACACAACGCCAGCUCUCUGCCAACACUCAUCUUCAACGCCAGCUCUCUGCCAACACCUUGGCACAGCAACAACUCUCUGCCAACACCCAGACACAACUCCAGCUCUCUGCCAACUCUCUUCCACAGCAACAACUCUCUGCCAACACUCCUCUUCAACGCCAAAACUCUUUGCAACACUCAUCUUCAACGCCAGCUCUCUGCCAACACCUCGGCACAGCAACAACUCUCUGCCAACACUCAGACACAACUCCAGCUCUCUGCCAACUCUCUUCCACAGCAACAACUCUCUGCCAACACCCAGACACAACGCCAGCUCUCUGCCAACUCGCUUCCACAUCAACAAUUCUCUGCCAACACCCAGACACAACUCCAGCUCUCUGCCAACACUCAGACACAACGCCAGCUCUCUGCCAACACUCAUCUUCAACGCCAGCUCUCUGCCAACACCCAGACACAACGCCAGCUCUCUGCCAACACUCAUCUUCAACUCCAGCUCUCUGCCAACUCUCUUCCACAGCAACAACUCUCUGCCAACACUCCUCUUCAACGCCAGCUCUCUGCAACAUCAUCUUCAACGCCAGCUCUCUGCCAACACCUAG
Molecule: messenger RNA, 821 nt
Organism: Trichomonas vaginalis G3
Lineage: Eukaryota; Parabasalia; Trichomonadida; Trichomonadidae
Product: LP04239P family
Exons: 1
Source: RefSeq, a predicted model, not a curated record